CAAACCGAACGUCAAAAUGUUGAUUCAUGUCAAUUUGUCAAAUUCAUUUGCUUUGCUUUUUGAUUAGUGAACCGUCUUUAUUAAGUUUGUGAUUGUUUGUUUUAUAAAAGAGUUAUGAUGGCUGAGGACACAACAGCCGACGCGACAAGACGCUUAAAUGUUAAGAAACAAACUCUAGACGACGCGUACGCGGCCCCGGCGAACUUCCUGGAGAUCGACGUGGUGAACCCCGUAACGAUGGGAGUCGGGAAGAAGCGCUACACCGAUUACGAAGUUCGCAUGAGGACCAAUUUGCCAGUGUUCAAAGUGAAAGAGUCCAGUGUAAGACGGCGGUACAGUGACUUUGAAUGGCUCAGAAACGAAUUGGAGAGAGAUAGUAAGAUAGUAGUACCUCCCUUGCCCGGUAAAGCCUUAAAGAGACAACUACCAUUUAGAGGCGAUGAUGGCAUUUUUGAAGAAGAAUUCAUUGAAGACCGUAGAAAAGGACUGGAAGUGUUCAUAAACAAGAUCGCGGGUCACCCGCUGGCGCAGAACGAGCGCUGUCUGCACAUGUUCCUGCAGGACCCCACCAUCGACCGCAGCUACGUGCCCGGCAAGAUACGCAACACUUAACCCCCUCACUCUCACACAACUAACUACUAACGAGGAACUCUAAAACGAUUCACCACUCACCUCAUUGCUAAGAUGUUGAGCUUAUUCCGUUUAUCCACCCUAGGUUGCCAGUUUUAGCCACUCUAGGGUGUAUAUUUGGAAAUGGGUAUCCAAAGAUCCACCCCGGAUAAAAAACUGUUAACUGCAAAACAAUAGUUUAACAGUUAUCGCGAAAAACAUGGAAUUCAGAAAAACUAAUGUUUCUAAAAAAGUUUAUGUGUAGGAACUAAAAACUAAUUAAAAUCAAACUAAAAAGCUUUGAUCCUAGAUAAUGUAUUUUUUUUCCACAUUUUUGGCAAUAACUCAGAAACUAAUUUUUGUAGUUAACUGUUUUUGAGAUGGGUAUGUGUCAGUAGGCAUAAACAGUUGUAAUGGGUAUGGCCACCAAUAUUAGUUAAAUCAAAAUAAUCUAGGAAAAAUCGUAAACUUUAGUUUGUGGUUUUAGUUUUUAUGUUCCAUUUGCAUAAUAAAGAUCAAAGUGCGAUUUUGUACCGCCCGAAGUUUUAUCAGAAUGCGACGUGACGUCACAACGAGAGAAUGACGUCAUAUUCUAUGCUCGUUAAAUCUUUAUACGACUCAAAACAAAUAACUAGUAUAGUAUAAUAUAGCUAUAGAUUUUUAAAGCAAAAAAUUUGAAACCGUGAGAGUGCUCAUGACGAGAUCUACAGGUUUUUGACUUUGCUCAGACUUAAGUUUCAGUUAAAACGAGACAGACUUAUGCUAGCGAUAUAACGUUGUCUCGUUUUAACAGUGUCUUAAGUUUCAAUUCAGUCUUAAGUUUUCUUUAUUGCGAUUUUGGGUUAGUUUACAGAUCUUAAUAUAUAUUGUUAGUGUUCUGCCAAAUUCUACCUUACGGCAUUCAAUAAUACAGUCAUGUCUUGUUAUUAAAAUAUUAUUUCUACAUAUUUUAAGAAGUACUAAGUAAUUCUAGUCUAAAUGUUUUACAUUUCUUAUACCUUGUCAGUUAUAUAUUCAUUAAUGGAGUAGUAACCUUUUUCUAUUAAAAAUUUCAUUAAUUUUGCUUUAAAGGAAGAAACCUCAUUCGUGGCUAUAAUAUCUUUUGGCAAGUGAUUAUAGAGUAUUGGCCCAGUGAAGAAGAGGAUUUUUGAGAAGAGAGAACUCUUACUAUGUGGGUGGCGUAUUUUCAUGUGUCUUCUAAUGUUAUUGCAAUGUUCGAACAGACUUGAGUUAGAUUUAAUAAAAUUUAUUGUCUCAUAGAUAAUACUUGGCAAUGUCAAUAACUUGUAUUUCUUAAAAUAUGGUUUACAACUAUCUGCGUUGCUUAACUUAAAUAUUGCUCUUAAGCAUUUCUUUUGCGCUUUAAAAGCUGUUUCUUUGUCUGUGGAAUUGCCCCAAAAUAUAAUACCAUACCUCAGGACAGAGGCAACAUAGCCAUGAUAAACUGUUAAUAAUGCAGAAUGUCACUUUGAGUAAAGUCAAAGUCCGCUCUAUAGAUCUCAACCUCAGAUUUAUUGACGUCACAAUGUUUCGCGGAAAAAAAAAUGUUAACAAGCCUCACAUCACAACAACAGUAAGUAUGUGAUCUAAACUCUUAAAAUUUAUUUUAUUUUAGUUAAAAUUCUGUGUUCUUCAUUGGUAUGGCGGCUGGCCCGUUCUUGUAAUACAAGUUUAUGCAAUUUAAAAAAAACUAACUCAUAUAGUUUUUUUUCUUCUUCUGGCUUUACACAGAUUAGCCAAUGUCUGUUCUUAUAGUACAUAUUACAUAUGUAACGUUUUUGAAUAAAUUUUUGUAAUUAGAAGUUAUAACCAACCCAGCGAUACCGCCGCGCACUAAUGUUAAGAUCUAUAGAGAGUACUUUGACUUUGCUCAGACUAAAGACAUGUUUAAAGCCAGACAGUCUUGUUUUAACUGACACUUAAGUCUAAGCAAAGUUAUGAUACAUUCUAUAGAUCUCAGCCUAAAACUAAAACGGUAAAAUUAAGUUAGUAAAAAAAAUUGCCAACAAAAUCUUUCCAUCUAUAGGUGAGCGAUUAAUGUAAGAGAAUCGUUUUAAAGUUCAUACCAAAUUAAAUAAAUUGCAGUAACUGGAAAACAAACAACUAAACGAUGAAAAACAAUAUUUUUGAAUAAAAAAAAACGAAUCACAAUUCGAUAAACAUUUUGCACUUCAUUCCAUGCAGAUAGGAAAAUUAAUAAAAAAGGACAAAAAAUAUGUACCACCUGCCAUAAAGUAAAUAAAUAGUCUAUGGAACUACUUUGAGUAAAAUGUGUUUUUAGAACAAAUGUGCUAUGAAAUUUAGGCUGGAAACGUAAAUAUGACUAGAGACCCUAUUGUUAAUUUAUUAAAUUAAAGUUUAGCUAACUUGACACGAGUGUUGAGGGUAAAUCCGUCACUGCGAGUGCCUAUCCAUUAAAGCAUAGUGGAGCGGCGAUGUGUUAAUCAGACCAAUUGGAUUAUAAUGUUAUACAAUUGACACAUCAUCUUUGAAUAAUCUGGUUGAUUACUUAACACGUCUCCGCUGUAGUGAACAGGCGCCCUUAGUAUGGAUGGUGCUGUCUAUCAACACAAUAAUUAUUGUAAAAUGGCAAAAGGUCUUUGCAAAAAAAUCGCGUGCGCGCUCUCUCGCUGCGCGUGAUUCGAAAAAUGUAUUAAAUUUAUUUCUACUUGAUACUUGCCAUUGAAUUGCAUAUUAUUUGUGAAGUAGAAGUAUUUGUGUUCAUUAAUUCAGGAGUUAUGAGGCUGACGGACGAACAGACAAAUGCUAAUUAAACCGAGUAGACUUUGAGAAUUCUCUUCGCUCGGUAAAUUACACUAGGGGCUCGUGUCGUGUAUAGUUUUAUGUUUCUGCCAUUAUUAAUUUGUUUGUUAAGAAAUGACCAAUGUAAACAAAUAUGACUGUUACUUUAAUUUUAGAAAUAUACUUAAGACCGAGGUAAAACAUUUAUUUGAUCAAAUCAGAACAUUAGAUAGUAACCAUCGAUGUAAGAAAGCUGUCAUCAUCCCAAAAAACUUGUACAAAAACAUAUGUAUGAAAGAGAUUGAUGUACUUCGAUGAUUAGGAUGGAUUUCCACCUAGUGGAAUGGAGCAGAGAUAUGUAUAUUUGACCAAUCAGGUUAUUGUUAGAUGACUUGAUAAUUAAACUAUCACGUCAUCUCUCAAUAAUCUAAUUAGUUGGGAACACGACAUCUCCAUUCCACUCCGCUUCAAUG
Messenger RNA from Maniola jurtina (meadow brown), 3824 nucleotides. RefSeq names its product sorting nexin-12 (gene Snx3). The coding region runs from base 115 to 612 and encodes 165 amino acids. Gene Ontology annotation, molecular function: phosphatidylinositol-3-phosphate binding. NCBI's taxonomy places the organism in Eukaryota, Metazoa, Arthropoda, Insecta, Lepidoptera, Nymphalidae. The record is from RefSeq and is a predicted model, not a curated record. Gene Ontology annotation, biological process: late endosome to Golgi transport; endocytic recycling. The transcript has 4 exons. Gene Ontology annotation, cellular component: early endosome membrane; retromer complex.